CCUUUCUAGUUUCUACAUUCAUCAACCAAUGGGAGAAAGCAAAACUCUUCCAACAUAUUUUUGCAGAAACUGUGAAAAUCCACUAGCUCUCGGUGAAGAUCUCAUCUCCAAAAAAUUCGUGGUUACUUCGGGGGCAGCGUUUAUGUUUUCGCAUGCGAUGAACGUGGUGGUUGGACCGAAGAUUGGGAGGAAACUGAUAACCGGAUCGUACGUGGUGGCAGAUGUCAUGUGUAGCAAGUGUGGUGAGACGUUAGGUUGGAAGUAUGUUGAGACCUUCAAUCUUAAACAGAGGUAUAAGAGCAUGUGCAGCAGAGGUUCAGCCCGGGUUCAGGCCCAAAAUCCAAUGCACAUUCGAAUUUAAAAAAAAAGAAAAUGGGCUUAAUUUUGACGAUUCGGUAUCGUCCGGACUUGAGGAGACCGUCUCAUGGCCACGUGUUGUGCGCUGGUUGGUGGAGAAUUCGGAAAGUGGGUGGGACAAAAAAAAUUUGGGUCAUCGUGCAUUUCUCUUUUUGCUUCAGCCAAAUUUUUUUUUUCUUUCUCUCGAAGGUGAUUUUAUGGCGACUUCACGGAAUCUCGUCGACAACGACAAAUCAACCGUCAGAAAUAGUUUCCCAUCGUCCAGCUUCUCUUCUUAUCAUCCUGGUAAGAGUUCUUCUCCAUUAAAUUAGUCGGUAAAAAUCGAAUCGGGAUUUUAGGGUUUCGAAUUGGGGAAAAUUUUUUUAGGGUUUUUUCUUCGAUUAAAUUUGGGGAAAUCGAUUCGAUUGUCUGUCUGUGUGUGUUUGCUAUCAAUUCUUCUAUGCGAGUUAAUUUGCAUGACGAUUAGAGUUAAAAUUAGAGUUUUCGCGAAUUUGGGGAAUUUUUUUUUAGGGUUUUUUCUUCGGGUAAAAUUGGGGAAAUUGAUUCGAUUGUCUGUGUAUGUGUGUUGUUUGCUAUCGAUUCAAAAUGGGCAACAUUUAUACAAUCAAUUCAGCUUCCUCAAGGAGCCAAAAACAAGUUUUUUGCAACAUCUCAAGAAUCCGUCCGAAAAGAUGUGGAGCGUGCAUUUGGAGUUUUGCAAGCUAGAUAUGCGAUAAUAAAAAAUCCAGCUCUUUUUUGGGAUAAAGAGAAAAUUGGGAAAAUUAUGCGGGCAUCUAUCAUAUUACACAAUAUGAUAGUUGAAAACGAACGAGAUACUCGCACUCAAUACAAUAUAGAAGAAUUCUAACAUGGUGAAGGAAGCAGAAAUUCGCAUGUCGAUAUGACGUUUACUACGAAUAAUCGUUCAAAUGUCAAAAAUUUGAUGAUGGCGAAACGAAAUGAAGUCCGUAGCAGACAAGUGCAUGAUCAGUUGAAAGCGGAUUUAAUCGAAAAUCUAUGAAAUAAAUUUGGUUGUUAUGUUUAAAAAACAAUUUCGUUCUUAUAUUUUAUCUAUUGUAUAUUUUUAAGUAUUUGUAAUAAAUUGUAAUCUUCUUUUUAAAUAACUAUGUGUUCAAUUAUA
Messenger RNA from Eutrema salsugineum, 1477 nucleotides. RefSeq names its product protein yippee-like At4g27740. The record is from RefSeq and is a predicted model, not a curated record. The coding region runs from base 29 to 361 and encodes 110 amino acids. NCBI's taxonomy places the organism in Eukaryota, Viridiplantae, Streptophyta, Magnoliopsida, Brassicales, Brassicaceae. The transcript is spliced from 2 exons.